Molecule: messenger RNA, 2622 nt
Organism: Paramacrobiotus metropolitanus
Lineage: Eukaryota; Metazoa; Tardigrada; Eutardigrada; Parachela; Macrobiotidae
Product: integrin beta-PS-like
Exons: 14
Coding region: 520-2208 (562 amino acids)
Biological process (GO): cell adhesion mediated by integrin; cell migration; cell-matrix adhesion
Cellular component (GO): focal adhesion; cell surface; integrin complex
Molecular function (GO): integrin binding
Source: RefSeq, a predicted model, not a curated record
AAAUACGAGUACAUUAGAGCGCACGCGUUGAAGAAGCUGUGGAUAUUAGCUUACUGCCCACGGCUUUUACUUAUGAUAUCAAUUUUGCCUUCCAUCUUAUCGCACAGCCUACUCAUCUGCAGUUCGCAAACAAUCCUCCAUCUUGCACAUUUCUGAAAAUGUCGCCUGAAAAGAGGAGGAGUCGCACCGCUCUAGUCGGCGCGCAAGGUUGUCUCCGCGGCUGCUGGACUAUUCAGGACCAUAUAAAGACAUCAAUUUCCCGUACGCAAGGUCGACAUACGGAAAUCAGUCUCAUCACACUUGAUGCUUCCAUCAAUAAUUCUCAAGUUUUGUUUGCGACGUCCAACCUUUGCCUGCCUAGAGCUUUGCAUAACUUAUAGAGCGUUAAAAAGUCGGGGUUUCUGAUGCUUAUUUUACAGUGGAUUUUGUCAGCACAGGGGGAUUUUUCGGUUUUGUAAUAAUUAAUAUUGUUGUUUAUUUUAACUCAAUACGUGUUUAAUAAUCCGGAAUUUGUUUGAAAUGGCCAUAUCUGCAGCGAUGCAGUGUCAAAAACUACAAAUGUUAUUGCCACUACUUUCGCUUCAAUUCCUCUUCGUUGCCAUUGCUGUUCCUCACACAUCUUCUCAGGCUAUUAGCACCAUUGAUAUCUGCACGUCACAGUCUUCUUGUAAAGGAUGUAUUCAGGCCCACCAGUCAUGCGCAUGGUGCGCUCAAAAGAAUUCGCUAUCCACUGCUGGUCGCUGUCAUAGUAUGACGCAAGCAUACCGCAAAUGUACGACACAUGACGUGAUUGCUCCGGACAAUGAAGUGCUGGCUUAUGAGGAUUUGGCACUGAGCGAUAUGGUGGCCAUCAAGCCGCAAAGGGUGAUUCUCAGAAUGCGUCCGCACACGUCGGCGACCUUAAGCGUCAACACCCGGAAAAGAAAAUAUCCCGUGGAUUUAUUCGUUCAGUUCGGAUUAUCUUUUAAUUCAACAGAUGCUGAGGCUGUAAGGGUCGCUUUGACCAAAACACUGUUGACAGAAUUGGCAACUAUGGACAUUGAUCUGCACGUGGGCGUUGGAUACUUUGGAGAUGAAUCAACCACAGGUCAGUACGGCUAUGGCCGUUACUGGCCAUUGGGUACUCCUAAUCGUGAAUUUGAGGUUAGACUGAAAAAGGCAAAGACUGCUCAAAACUGCUGCUCUUCCAAGGAAUGGAUGAACGCGUUCUUGCAAACCAUGAUAUGCGAUGCAUCGAGCGAGAUCGGAUGGCGUGAAGACUCUAUACAACUGCUUGUAAUGGUUACCGAUAUUCCCUUAACCUUCGUCGAUGGCGUUGACGUUCAAAGUACUGCCUCCGAUCCGGAAGACGGACAUGGAUCCUGCCAAUUGAAAUCCACCUCUUCAACUGGUGAAUUAACCUAUGACAAGGAUAUUGUACAGAAUUACCCGUCCAUAGCCGCAAUUUCAAAAUUGGCGGAAGAUAAGGAUAUUCAUCUGGUGUUCGUGGUUUCGCCGGAACGAGUUAUGCAGUACGAGCGGUUAUGCCAUCGGGUUGCUCGGUGUGUUGUUACUUCCCUGGAUAACAAAUUAGCCGAUGUCUUGGCACUGAUAAAAAAUGAAUACUUGAAACCAGCUAAAUUCAUCAAACUCAGUGGCUCAUCUCAUCCACAGCUGCGCUUCACGUUGUUUUCAUCUUGCGGUAACCAGGAUUGGCAGAAAACCGACAAAUGCAGAGGCGUACAGCCUGGUUCAGAGGUGGAAUGGAAAAUCAAAGUAGACCUUGGCGCUGCAGAGCCUUACUACCCGGAGUUCUUUAUUUCUACCUCUGAUUUCGAGCAGCACAUGUCAGCCAUGUCUGGUCGCUUAGAAAUUAUUGACGGGUGCGAACGUGGACAGGACAGUUUAGCUACGUCUGAAAGGAAUAAUUUAGAGGCAAUCAUCAACCCCCAAGAAUCGAAGAAUAAUUCCCAACCAAGCAUCACUCGUUUUCCUCCAGCCUCACCGUGGCCUUUAUGGGCACAGCUCACUUUAGCAUUAGGAGCACCGGGAGUUGUUGGGAUCGUAGUGUAUGGCUGUUGUAUAAAAGCUCAACAACGUCGAAAGAACUCCAGAAGGCGACAAAGUGCCCAUAUCGACGGUAUCCCAUCAACGGAAACAACAACGUCUUUUUUGGUUUUGCCUGGUGCCUCGGAAUCUCGUCACACAGACGCCGCAAUCAGCUCUUGACCUCGGUGGUCUGCCACAGCAGUUCAACAGCAGCGCACGUAUCGAUUCUCACAUAAGCUGGGCCUUGAGACGCAGUCCAGAAUGAUAUUGCCGAGCUUGUACUUAUGUUACUCUAUGCUUAAUAUGUUGCUGAUUUUCGUGAUAUUCGUACAGUGAUCUCAUGCUUGAUGCCAUGUAGCAACGUAACCAUUGUCUAUAGUAUCCUAGCCAUAAAUAGCAAAUCUGACCGAAUCUGAUAAAAUUAAUGCUGGUCCUGUAAGCAUAUCGAACUAAACGUUCGCAGAAAGAAUGCCGUUGGAAAUUGUAAUAACUGGCGCGUUUCUAACGUAUGCGUUAUUUUUAUAAUCUGCCUUGCAAAAUUACCUUUUCGGCAUACCAUUACUGCGGACUUUUGCUAGAAAAAAUUCAGUCUGG